This is a messenger RNA of Paramecium octaurelia, 615 nucleotides long. Lineage: Eukaryota; Ciliophora; Oligohymenophorea; Peniculida; Parameciidae. The record is from the annotation of a GenBank genome assembly.
AUGCAUGCUAAAUAUUAAGAAGAAAAACCUGAGAGCUCACAGAGAUGGAGAAGGAACAUCAUAGUAGAGAUAGAUGAAUUCGAAACUAUAAAUCUUCCACAAAAUGAUGAUACACUUUUUGAUUUUUAAGUUGAUGUUUAGUCAGUCAAUAUUUAUGAUAACAAAGAUAGAUUUAAGAAAAAACUAAUACAUCCCAAGAAAUAAUCUUAAUAUGAAAAAAUAACCAUAUAAAGUAUGGCACAAUAAUAGAGAAAGCAAUAAUAAACACAUUAGCAGAAUUAAAUUAAGGAUCUAUGGUCAGAAGAAGGAAACUAAAAGAACGUUUUAAGAACCGAAGCGAGGGCUUUUAUAACCCCUCAUCCAGGGAUAAUCAUAUAAUCCUUAAUAUAAAGAUAUAUAAUGAAUUUUUGGAUGAUGUAGUAAAAACAGAAAUUAGAUCGCACUAGAGAUUAUAAAAUGAAGAGACAGAAGCAGAGAAAAGCUAAAAGUUGAUACAAAGGUAUAUAAUCAGCAACCACAUUAGAGAGCGAGAAAAAAGAAACACAAAACAUGAUCGAGAUUUAAAAAUUUCAUCGAAAAGAAGCGAUUGAUAGGUUAAUUGAAAAAAAAUCAUGA